AUGACUCGAUCCCACGCAUGCACUGCAAACCACACGCCGUGGUUUGCUGGUAUAUGGCAAUGGUCGCUGCUAUGCCUCCCGUUGCUCACCACCGCUGCUGCUGCUGCUUCCUCGAUGCCCUAUAAUCCGACCCGAAUACUGCAAGAUGGCGACCACGCAUACGUUUUCCAUCCCUCCUCGGACGACUCGGCGCAGUUCCAGCUCAGCGUCAUCGACUAUUCCUCAAACAUUGCUGCGGCCAACAUGCCGUAUACCAACCUUUACUCCACUCUGCCCUUCCUCGACGCCAAAUCCCAGCGCCCGUUCAACGCCAUAUUGAACGGAAAAGGCAAUAUUACAGUCUACACGGGAGACUGCACUCUUGGUGCAAGCGGGGCUCAAGUAUGGUCCUUUGUACCCGAAUCGCCAGGGAGAGACGCGAAUGGGAGCUGGACACGACAAGAUACGACAUUCGCCCGUGACAGCAAACACCUUUUGGACAUGGGUCCCAACUACCUCAGCGCUGGCAUUGCCUUCUCUGCCACGGUGGACAGCGACGUCAUGAGCACCAGUGCAUACUUUUUUGGUGGCAUGUGCCCGUUUCAAGGUACUAAAGAUACAGAUUGGCAGUCGGCGGCAAAUUAUUCCAAUCUCAUGAUUACAUUGGAUCCAUCCCAAUCUAGUGCCAAAUCAGUCACCUACCAGGUCGACGUUUCGUCAAGUCGGGGUCCACCUAUAGCGGAGGCGGGCUUUUCUUUGACCCCUCUGAUCCCGAGCUUCUCGAAUCGUAGCGAUGGCGCCCAAAUCCAGCAGCAGAGCUUCGCCCUGAUUGGAGGUCACACUAGUUCUGCUUUCAUCAACACCUCACAAAUUGCCAUCUUCUCACUCCCGCAACAAGGUUGGACUUUUGUGCCCGUAGCGCAGCCGGAUACGUCUCGUACAGAUCUGUCCAUCCGGAAUGAAGUUGAUGCUAUUGAACCUCGUUCAGGGCACAGUGCUGUAUUGUCUCCGGACGGACAGAGUAUGGUCAUCUUUGGAGGUUGGAUUGGCGACAUUAAUACUCCUGCCGACCCUCCGCUAGCUGUACUUAAUGUCGGUGAUGGCUACGGAGGACAUGGCCCCUGGCAGUGGUCGGUGCCCAUCGCUUCUGGUCCUGGUUUACCUGAUGGCUCUGGCAUUUACGGUCACGGUGCAGUCAUGCUUCCUGGAAGUGUCAUGAUGAUCAUUGGGGGCUACAAAAUACCCACGUCAACUUCCCAUCGGCGUAGAGCAGCAUCUGCCAACUCUCAGACGCUCUUCUUUAACCUGACUUCGAACGCCUGGAUCUCGGAAUAUUCUCCACCACCUGAAAUAGCGUCUUCCCCGCCUGCAUCAACAGGGCCAUUAUCAACAAUGUCGCAAAAGGCUGGACUCGGAGCCGGUCUCGGUAUUGGAAUGGCUGCCGUUCUUGGUUUGAUGGGCUUCUAUUUUUGGUAUACCAGAAAACUUAGGAAGCAGCGUGAAGUCAGGGAAAAGCAGUUGAGCGAGCUUUCCAGGGGCGCAUAUCGAUACAGCGUAGGACCCAUUCCAUCGAGCACAGACGGCCGUGAUGGACAGAAUAUGUACCAUGUGAACUCAAACGACUCGUUUUUCCACCCGGUGCCGGAUCACCAACAGAAUUCUGGAUGGCGACGAGCCAAUUCUUACGAAGCAGAAAGGACCGGCUUGCUCGUUGAAAUCCCAAGUCCGACUCGCGGUUUACGACGAAGUUUAGGUCACAGGCCAAACCAACCGAUGUCGCGUUAUGAUGAGAAGCGAAUGAGAGGGUCCGGGAACAUUCAUCCAAUUGACGAACUCGACGAAGAACAAGAAAUGGAGACAUCCAGUGAGCAAACUCCGUUAACCAGGCAGCCCGAAAUGCAAGAGAUAGCCUCGCAUUCACGGACCCUAUCCGAAGAUACCGAUCCAUUCACAGACCAUCAUCAUACAGGCAACGAUCGCAGUGGCCCGUUUCAUUCGGUACCAACGUCUCCCUCACAAGAUGUAGUGUACGAUUUACCACACAAAUCGCCCAAGUUGAAUUUAGUGGGCGCUGUGGACCUCCCCCGCUGUUCAGGUCCAAGCCUGGAUGGAAGAGAUUCACCUACAAAAUCUUCGUAUCGAACAGGCUCUGACUUGAGCGAGCGAAGUGCGCGCUCGAUGCGUAGUGCAAUGCGUUCUCCUACUGUAUUGAAUAUCGAUGUGUCGGCAGACAUACCUACUGAAAGCAACGCUCGUCCUAAUACCGCAAAUGCUGACGCAGAAUCUUUUACCACUGCUCGUUCAUCUUUCAUGGCUCUCAAAUCGGAGGGUGAAGCGCUGCUUGGGGGCAAUCCUGAGAGAACCAGACCGACAACUUCAUCGACUUCUGAUGGUUCAAACGGUCAUCUACUCCACGACAUAGAAGACAGCACAAGUCGGUGUGGGACUACUACCACUGCAGCCACCUCACGGACAGAAGGUCUAGCCCGAGCCGCAUUUGGCAGAGAAAGAAGAAAGAGUCUGAUGGGUACUGUGAAACGAGCACUGUCCAGAACCACUGCACCAGGCAAUCGAACAAAGUCCAUGACGAACGCAACAAUGCACUUUGAGUCGUACAAAGAUGACCCCGAAGCAACCGACCACUCGGUGAGAGCGGCCAAACACAAAUCACUACCGGCACCGGCACCACCAAGGCGCGCUGUCUCGGACGCCAGUGCCUGGCGAAGUAGAAGGGGGAAGCAAGAUUGGGAGGAUGACGAACUAGAUCCAACCGACCCGCGAGCCAGAUGGAGGCGCAAUAGUGGCGAUGAUUGGGGUGCUCCCGAAGACGUUGCGUUUGCAGAGCAGCAACGCCAACGCCGCGAAUGGCGAGAACGCGGCAAUUUGCUCAUCAACCUGACCGACGACGAUCGCCUACCAACCCCAGACUCACCAAUCCAUGGCAGAGAACUCGGUGUGCCAACGAACAGAGAAAGACCGUGUACACCUGCAGAUGAAGACGAUUGGGAUGUCGAAGCUGCUGUAGAGCGACGGGUCGUUCAAGUCAUGUUCACAGUGCCACGAUCGAAAUUGAGGGUCGUUAAUGCAGAUGUGGACCGAAGCAGCCUUCUGUCUCUGGGGCGGGAAACCUCAAACGAUAGCGUUGAAAUCGACCAAGAACACAAGGACCCUCCAAUAAUCAGCAUGGACCGAAGUAAUCUUGUGUCUCUGGCGGAGGAGACCUCAAAUGACAACAGGGAUAUCAACGAGGAGGCUAAGGACCCUCCAGCAAUCAGCGAUAGCAGCAGCAGUAACAGCAGCAUCGGCAAGUCCACCUACUCUACUCACGGAACUCCCAGUAGAGUCAAAGACCUAGCAGGCAAGUUUGAACAGCUGAGCUCACCCCAGAGGACGCCUCGUGCUUCCCCUAGACCGUCCCCAUCACCCUCCAUCAAGUCAAUGAAGAUUCGGGGGAAAAAUAGUUCCGCGUCCUUGAAUAACAAUAACACACCGAGGAAAAACAGCGCACAUUCCAUGGUCGCCGGCGCCAUAGAAGGAAACCGGUAG
This is a messenger RNA of Periconia digitata, 3525 nucleotides long. The record is from the annotation of a GenBank genome assembly. Lineage: Eukaryota; Fungi; Ascomycota; Dothideomycetes; Pleosporales; Periconiaceae.